Psammomys obesus (fat sand rat) is the source of this 2996-nucleotide messenger RNA. RefSeq names its product LDL receptor related protein 10 (gene Lrp10). Gene Ontology annotation, cellular component: plasma membrane. The coding region runs from base 423 to 2558 and encodes 711 amino acids. The transcript has 7 exons. Gene Ontology annotation, molecular function: protein binding. Lineage: Eukaryota; Metazoa; Chordata; Mammalia; Rodentia; Muridae. The record is from RefSeq and is a predicted model, not a curated record.
GCGCCCCUCGUCGGCGGCUGCUGGGCUUCGGCCGGGGUCCGCCGGCAGCGCGAGCCGUGCAAAGCCGCUGUCCCGCUCCCCGGGGGUCGCGGGGACCGAGCCGCGCGCCGGGUCGGGGACGGACAGUCCUCAAAGUUUAGUCCGUGGGGGACGCAGCGUCGAGCCCGGCAGGUGCGGCCGGGCCUGGCGGGGACGCUCGCGGCCUUGCGGGCGAGCACGGCCGGGCACGGGUGAGGAGAGAUCAACUCUGAAGUUGGCGAGAGGCGUCGCCCCUCUUCCGCUCCGCCGUGCGUCCAGCCGUGGCACCCCGAGCCCGGGGCGCUCCGGGGCUAUGCAGCCCCCGCCCGGCGGCCCUGAGGAGCCCGCUGCCAGGUAGACGCACGGCGCCCCGGGACCCUGCCGGCACCCCUGUUCGACCCAGGAUGCUACCGGCCCUCCCCCUUCUCCUCCUCCUCGGAGGUGCUCUGGCCCGUUCAGACCGGAUCACUUUUCCAAAUUCUGCUUGUGAGGCUCCCCCGGCAGUGCUUUCGGAAGUACAGGGCACUUUACAGAGGCCCCUGGGCCGGGACAGCCGCAGCUCCCCUGCCAACUGCACCUGGGUCAUUCUGGGCAGCAAGGAACAGACAGUAACUGUCAGGUUCCAGAAGCUGCACCUGGCCUGUGGCUCAGAGCAUUUGACCCUGCACUCCCCUCUCCAGCCACUGGUCUCCCUGUGUGAGGCUCCUGCCAGCCCUUUGCAGCUGCCAGGGGGCAAUGUGACCAUUACAUACAGCUAUGCUGGGGCCAGAGCACCCAUGGGCCAGGGCUUUUUGCUGUCUUAUAGUCAAGAUUGGCUGCUCUGCCUUCAGGAAGAGUUCCAGUGCCUGAACCACCGCUGUGUGCCUGCUGCCCAACGCUGUGACGGGAUUGAUGCCUGUGGCGACGGCUCUGACGAGGCAGGUUGCAGCUCAGAUCCGUUCUCUAACCUGAACCCAGCCCCUGCAACUCUGCCCUGCAAUCUUACCUUGGAGGACUUUUACGGGGUCUUUUCCUCCCCUGGAUAUUCACACCUGCCCUCAGCCUCCCACCCGCAGUCCUGCCUGUGGCUGCUGGACCCCCAUGAUGGCCGGAGGCUGGCAGUGCGCUUCACAGCCCUAGACUUGGGCUAUGGAGACGCGGUGCACGUGUAUGAUGGCCCUGGGCCCCCCGAGACCCCUCGGCUGCUACGCAGUCUCACACACUUCAGCAAUGGCAAGGCUGUCACUGUGGAAACCCUGUCUGGUCAGGCUGUUGUGUCCUACCACACAGUUGCGUGGAGCAGUGGCCGGGGCUUUAAUGCUACCUACCAUGUUCGGGGCUACUGUCUACCUUGGGACAGACCCUGUGGCUUGGGCUCGGGCCUGGGGGCUGGCGAGAACCUAGGUGAACGCUGCUACAGUGAGGCACAGCGCUGCGAUGGCUCGUGGGACUGUGCCGAUGGCACAGACGAGGAGGGUUGCCCCGGCUGCCCACCAGGGCACUUCCCCUGUGGAGCUGCUGGCACCCCUGGGGCCACAGCCUGCUACCUGCCUGCUGACCGCUGCAACUACCAGACAUUCUGUGCGGACGGGGCAGACGAGAGGCGCUGCCGGCAUUGCCAGCCCGGCAACUUCCGAUGCCGGGAUGAGAAGUGUGUGUAUGAGACGUGGGUGUGUGACGGCCAGCCGGACUGUACGGAUGGCAGCGAUGAGUGGGACUGCUCCUACGCUCUGCCCCGGAAGGUCAUCACAGCGGCGGUCAUCGGCAGCCUCGUGUGCGGCCUGUUGCUGGUCAUCGCCCUGGGCUGCACCUGCAAACUCUAUGCCAUUCGCACCCAGGAAUACAGCAUCUUUGCCCCGCUCUCCCGAAUGGAGGCUGAGAUCGUGCAGCAGCAGGCACCCCCUUCCUACGGGCAGCUCAUUGCUCAGGGUGCCAUCCCACCUGUGGAAGACUUCCCCACAGAGAACCCUAAUGAUAACUCUGUGCUGGGGAACCUACGUUCUCUGCUCCAGAUCUUACGCCAAGAUAUGACCCCAGGGGGUCCUUCAGGGGGCCGCCGUCGCCAGCGGGGCCGCUCUGUUCGUCGUCUGGUGCGCCGUCUCCGUCGUUGGGGUCUGCUUCCUCGAACCAAUACCCCAGCUCGGGCCCCUGAGACCAGAUCCCAGGUCACACCUUCUGUUCCCUCUGAGGCCCUGGAUGACAGCACAGGCCAGGCCUGUGAAGGUGGGGCAGUCGGGGGCCAGGACGGGGACCAGGCUCCUCCGCUACCCAUCAAGGCCCCCAUCCCAACCCCAAGCACACUUCCAGCCCUUGCUGCUGUCACUGAGCCUCCAGGCCCACUACCCUCAGUGCCUGUAGAACCAUCACUGUUGUCUGGAGUUGUACAGGUUCUACGGGGCCGCCUCCUACCCAGCCUGUGGUCCCCAGGACCCACCUGGACCCCAGCUGGACCUCACACAACAGGCUUGGCCCCAGAGGAUGAGGACGAUGUACUGUUAAUGCCACUUGCUGAGCCAGAGGUGUGGGUGGUCGAGGCAGAGGAUGAACCACUGCUUGCCUGAGGGUGCCUGGCAUUUUGGGGGCUCUGGACACAAUGGCUAUGAUCUUUGGAAGUGGCUCAGCUUCCCCCACUGAUCUAUGUAGCACAGAAUGUUAGGUGUCCCUCAGGCAGGGAGAGAGUCCACUGGGAACAUCUUCUGUGUAGGACUAGUGACUCCACCACCACCCUCCGCCCAUCCUGCUAUCCUGGUGGCAAAGGAGCACAGGCUUGGACACUACACCCUUCCCAACUCCCCACCCAAAAGUGGCCUUACGUUCCAGACUGUCGUCGGCUGGAGAUCUUCUAGUCCCCAAGGGGAGGAUUUGGCCAGGGUGAUGGUUUUGCCAGCCUCCAUCUCUGUGCCUGGUCCUCUUAGAGAACACAAGUGCGUUUGUCCCUUAGCUGCAUCAUUGUCCAGGAAAAUCAAGGAAAAAAAAUAAUAAAAGAAUUACAAAUUUCA